Molecule: messenger RNA, 2292 nt
Organism: Nymphaea colorata (pocket water lily)
Lineage: Eukaryota; Viridiplantae; Streptophyta; Magnoliopsida; Nymphaeales; Nymphaeaceae
Product: pentatricopeptide repeat-containing protein At5g16860-like
Exons: 1
Coding region: 1-2292 (763 amino acids)
Biological process (GO): RNA modification
Molecular function (GO): RNA binding; protein binding
Source: RefSeq, a predicted model, not a curated record
AUGGCAACAGUUCUUAAUCUACGCCUGAAUGCACCACGCCUGAAAAUCGCAACCUUUUCUGGUACUUUGAGACCUUCUGCAUUCUUCAAGAGUUCAAUCCAAUUCAGUUUCAGCUGUGAUGCCAGUUCUUGUAUGCUAGAAAAGUAUGGUCAAUUGCUUGAUUCAUGUUCCACGCACAAGGAUUUAGUUCGAGCCAGGCUGAUCCAUGCUCACAUUGUAAUCCAAAAUUUUGAGCAACAUUCAUUUCUUUCAUCCAAGCUUGUCUUUGUUUACUCUGCUUGUGGGAAAACCACUUUGGCAAGAUUACUUUUUGAUGGGCUUCUCAAUCCAUCAACAUUUGCAUGCAAUUCAAUGAUUAGAGGGUAUGUGAAUAAUGGUCUGAACCAGGAAGCCUUGGAUUUCUUUUACCAAAGGAGAGAAGCAGGAUUUAGACCAGACACUUAUACCUAUUCAUCCAUUAUCAAGGCCUGCGCUUCGCUACCGGACCAUGAACAUGGGAGAAAUGUUCAUGAGCUAGUUAAAGAAAGUGGGCUUGACGCUGAUGUAUAUGUCUGCAAUGCACUUAUUUCCAUGUAUUCGAAAUUUCAUUGUGCAUCGGAAGCAGUCCAAAUAUUUGAUAGAAUGUCCGAGAGAGAUAUGGUUUCAUGGAAUUCAGUAAUUGCGUGCUAUAUACAGAAUGAUUUAGAUGAAGCAGCAGUGGUAGCUUUGAAGGAAAUGAUGAAAGAGGGUUUCCGGCCGGAUCAGGUAACCAUUAUCAGCAUUCUGUCUGUCUGCUCAUAUGCGACUGGUAGAGAAUUUCACAGUUACGUUCUUACCAGUGGCUUUGGAUCAACUGUGGUUAUAGCAAAUUCUCUUAUUUCCAUGUAUGGGAAGUGCGGAAAACUUAAAGAAGCACAAGGAAUUUUUGAUACUUUAGUUCAACCUGAUCGUGUUACCUGGAAUGCGUUGAUUGCUAGUUAUUCUCGAAAUGGCCGAUACGAAGAAAGCCUAAGACUUCUUCGUGAUAUGAAGGCUGUAGGAAUGCAUGUAGAUGAAGUCACAUACUCUGGAAUUAUCUCUGCCUUUUCUCAGAACAAUCAUCCUCAAGAUGCUCUCAGGCUCUUCCUUCAGAUGCUCAACGCAGGUCUCAAACCUGAUGCUGUAGCCAUUGCGAGCGUGCUUCCUGCUUUAUCAGACGUGCGAAGUCUUGAUUGCUGCAAAGAAAUUCAUGGGUAUUCAUAUAGGAACAGUGUAGAAUCAGACAAGAGAAUUAGGAAUGCUCUAGUCUCUGUUUACAGCCAAUGUGGAUCAGUAAAGUAUGCAGAAAAUGUUUUUUCCAGAAUAUCAAAUAAAGAUGUUGUCUCUUGGAGUUCCAUGAUCGUGGGAUAUACACAGAAUGGCUGUCUAAACGAGGCCAUUAAAGUUUUCAGAAAUAUGUGCCAGAGUAACACUAAACCAAAUCCAAUCACAAUUACCAGUAUCUUAUCUGCAUGCGCAAGAGUCUCUAGCCUCAAACAUGGAAAAGAAAUACAUUCAUGGUUACUAAAACAAGGGUUUCAUGUCCAUACCUUUGUAGGAAGUGCUCUUAUUGAUAUGUACUCAAAGUGUGGAAGAAUCAACAGUUCAAGAACAGUGUUCAACAAGAUGCCAGAGAAAAAUCUUGUUUCGUGGAAUGUGAUGAUUGCUGGUUAUGCAGUUCAUGGGCAAGGCGGCAAUGCUCUAAAACUAUUCAAAAUGGUGGAGCACCCAGAUGAGGUUUCUUUUCUGGCUGCUCUGUCUGCUUGUAGCCAUGGAGGGCUUGUAGAAGAUGGCAUUGAUAUUUUUAAUGAAAUGAAGAUCUUAAAGAUAACACCCAGACAAGACCACUAUGCAUGUCUUGUGGAUAUACUUGGGCGAGCAGGACGGUUGGAUGAAGCACUGGCAAUGAUCAAGGAUAUGCCGGUCGAAUCUAAUAUUAGCAUUUGGGGAGCCUUACUAGGAGCAUGCAGAGUCUAUCACAAUUUGGAGCUUGGAAUUUACUCAGGAAAACAGAUGCUUGAAUCAGGAUGCAACGAUUCAGGGCUCCAUGUCCUGUUAUCAAACAUUUUUGCAGAAUUUGGGAAAUGGGAAGAUGUGGAAACGAUAAGGAAGUCAAUGAAAGAUAGAGGAUUGAAAAAGAAAGUCGGCUGCAGUUGGAUAGAAGUAGACAACCAAGUGCAUUCCUUCGUGGCAAGAGAUAGGGCACACCCUGAAUGGGAGAUUGUGUGUCAAGUAUCGAGGGAUCUGAACAACCAGAUCAAUGAAUUCACGUGGCCUUCACAUGCUUCAAGCUGA